This is a messenger RNA of Phaethon lepturus (White-tailed tropicbird), 389 nucleotides long. Its product is annotated as actin-1. NCBI's taxonomy places the organism in Eukaryota, Metazoa, Chordata, Aves, Phaethontiformes, Phaethontidae. The record is from RefSeq and is a predicted model, not a curated record. Bases 1 to 381 code for a protein of 126 amino acids. The transcript is spliced from 3 exons.
AUGUGCGAUGAUGAUGAAAGCACUGCCCUUGUAUGUGACAACGGUUCUGGGCUUUGCAAAGCUGGGUUUGCAGGAGAUGAUGCCCCAAGAGCUGUAUUUCCAUCCAUUGUCGGACGUCCUCGACAUCAGGGUGUUAUGGUUGGAAUGGGUCAAAAAGACAGCUACGUAGGGGACGAAGCGCAAAGUAAAAGAGGGAUCCUGACGCUGAAAUAUCCCAUUGAGCACGGCAUCAUCACUAACUGGGAUGACAUGGAAAAGAUUUGGCAUCAUUCUUUCUAUAACGAACUCCGGGUUGCGCCGGAGGAACACCCCGUCCUGCUGACCGAGGCCCCCUUGAACCCCAAGGCCAACCGCGAAAAAAUGACUCAGGUAACCGUCUGAGCGCUGUG